CAUUUUUCAGAUUAUUAAGUUAAACAAAGUGAUUAUAUUACUGAAGGAGAACAAUUCAUUCAACUAGACAUCAUGGCGUCUGCAAGUGGUGGCAGUGCCAAGAAGAAAAAGAACAUCCGAUAUUCGGAGAUGAAACAGCCACCAUUGAUCAAACAGCUGAAAGGAAUUUUAUCUGAAUACCCAGAUGGUGGUCAAAUACUGAAGGAGUUGAUACAAAAUGCAGAGGACGCUGGUGCCAGAGAAGUUAGAAUUCUUCAUGAUAAAAGGAGAAUAAACCAAAAUACCAGCAGUCAAUGUGAGACCACUCCAAUUGAUACAAAAUUCUUUAAGGGCCCAGCACUUUGUGUGUACAAUGAUGCAGUGUUCUCAGAGAAUGACUGGGAAGGUAUACAAAUGAUAUAUAGCAGUAACAAAGAAGAAGACCCACUGAAAGUGGGACGGUUUGGUCUGGGAUUCAAAUCUGUCUUUCACAUAACAGACUUUCCUUGUGUCAUAAGUGGUGGUACAGUACUUCUGAUAAACCCCCAGAAAUCUGGAAAAAAAGUAAAUAUUUCACUAGACCUGUGUACGCUUGAGGAAUAUGAGGAAGAGGGACUAGAUGCAGAAGCAUUUUGGGAAGCCUUAGAGGAUACAUUUGGUCUUUGUAGACAAACUCUGCCAGAAGAUGGCUUUCAAGGUACCAUAUUUUGGUUCCCACUUCGUGAAAACCCUUCCGUUCUCUCAGAAACUUUGUACAAUGAAAGUAAGGUUAAAAAUCUAUUCGAUUCAUUUGCAUCGGAUGCAUCAAACAUAUUACUGUUCCUUAAAGAUAUUGAGAAAAUAUCAUUGCAUACCAGGGAUGAAGACAGAAAAAUAAGUGAAACUCUCCUAUUGGAAAUUGAGGACAAAGAUGGUGCUGUUAGACGUUCCCGACAAGCUUUUAAGGACCAAAUUCAGACUCAAAAUAUAUCACCUGAGUGUCCAGAUAUACAUUCUACAAUACACCUUGUAAUACACAUGUUGCAUGGUGAUAAAGAAGAGCAUCAGGAAUGGCUGGUUGUAAACUACUUUGUAAACGAAAGUGCAUCAGCUGGUUUCCGAGAAUUGAUACAAGAUAAAAACCUAGGAUACAGCCCCUAUGUCGGCGUUGCAACAUCUCUUACAGAAAUUGAAGACGACUUUGAGGGACAUGUUUUUUGUUUCUUGCCUUUGCCAAAGGAAGGUGAGCGGCUGACUGGGUUACCUGUGCAUGUAAAUGGUUUCUUUGCACUCAGCCAAAACCGACACCAUAUGAAAUGGGAGACCGAGGAACAAGAGGGAAAGCCAAUAGAUGACAAGUCAAUUCUUUGGAAUAAAGCUCUGAUUCAGGAAGCCCUUCCAAAAGCAUAUGACUUACUUGUCCUGGAAAUUAUAGAAGUUUCAAAGAAUAAUUCAAAUGAUGAAAUAUCUGUUAAGGCCGUAUAUAACACAUUGCCAACAUGUAAAUCAUCACCAAGAAAGACCCACAAGAGAUGGAUGGAGUUAGAAAAUAAACUUUAUGAAUAUCUUGGUAAAAGAGAAAUUUUAUAUGCAAUGCACACAAGGGAAUGGAUCGACUUGAGAAGAGCAUUCUUUGCAACAUUUAAGACAUUGUCAAGUAAUGAAGGUGAUGUUGCACUGCAGGAAUCUGUUGUAAGAUGUUUCAAGAAAAUAGGCGUCCAGUAUGUUGACAUUCCAUUUUCCUUGUUUGACACCUUGCAAUCACAUUUUCCAUACAUAAAAGAUCUCACCCCAGAAUCAUUAGCUUUGCAACUGAAACAACAACAACACUAUAAGGAUUUGACACACAAGGACAAAAUAAAUAUCUUAGGCUAUUUACUAAGAAAUGAAGUCAAUCUUCAAGACCUUGAGUUAUUACCCCUGGCCUCUGACAAGUGGAUUGAAUUCAGGAAAGGAAGUCAGCCCAUUUAUCUUUGUUCUGAUGCAGCCGUGAAGAUGUUUCCAGGCCAAGAGAAUAGAAUGGUCAUGGAAUCUGCAAAACUUGGAGCACAGCUGACAGAAUUCAUUGAAAAAAUAUGUAAUUCAGGUAAAGUUACCCUUUAUUAUCCAUAGUAUAUGUUACAUAGUUUAAGUUGUUGACUUCAAAUCACAUCCCUGUUAUUGCUGUGGGUUCAAAUUCUGUCUGGUACUUCUUUCAUGUGAGGAAGCUAUCCAGCUAUCUUACAUAAUAUUGGUGGUGUUUCUUAGGUGCCAGUUUGUGCCUGAAAUGAAGCCUUCCUCCACAUUUAAAGCUAGAAAGUCGCCAUAUGACCUAUACUCUGUUGGUGCGACUUCCAACAAUGAAAACAGGAAAAAGACAGGUUGAGUUAAACCACCAUCCUAGUGAGCACUAUAUUUAGGAUCUGAAAUUAUAACAAUAAAGGUCAGUUGUAUGCCUUAAAGGACAGCUGCAUGCAAAAUGUAAACGAAAUUUACGAUACUGUUUACGA
Ruditapes philippinarum (Manila clam) is the source of this 2447-nucleotide messenger RNA. Its product is annotated as sacsin-like. Bases 73 to 2070 code for a protein of 665 amino acids. The transcript has 5 exons. Lineage: Eukaryota; Metazoa; Mollusca; Bivalvia; Venerida; Veneridae. The record is from RefSeq and is a predicted model, not a curated record. Gene Ontology annotation, molecular function: Hsp70 protein binding.